ACCAGACAGUUCAAAAGGUUUAAACAAAAAUUCCACAUGGUAAUAACUCCACAACUUCAAAACUUCCAAUUGAAUCACUAAGAAAUCAUGUCUGAUGUUAAAUUGGCUAGAACCAUACAAAGGUUCCAAGCCAAGAUCGAUAGUGGAUCAUAUUAUGAAGCCCAUCAAACUUUAAGAACCAUAACCAAUCGUUACAUCAAGGCGAAUCAAUCUGAAGAAGCUAUUAAUCUUUUAUAUGAAGGUUCGAUCAUAUUAAGUAAACAUAAACAAUAUGCAUCUAGUAGUGAUUUGAUUUUAUAUUUGAUAUCGAUAUAUAAACAAUUUAAUAUUGUUGGUGGGGAAUAUAAGGGGAAAUUGAUUGAAUUGAUUAAUUCGAUUCCAAAUCAAGAAACUAAUAAUUUAUUAGAUAUAUCGAAACAAAGUAUUGAAUGGUCCAGAAGUGAUAUUAAUAAGUUUGGUGAUAAUGAAUUACAUAACGUGUUUGGGAUCAAACUUUUGAAAUCGAUUCAAGAAGAUGAUGAAGAUGUUAAAGAUGAAAAAGAUAAUAUUAAUGAAAGUGAUAAAGUUAUCAAUAAUGAAGAAGAAAAAUAUAAGUUAUUCACUAUUGCGGAAUUACAUUUAAUCUUGGGUACUUAUACAUCUGUCCCAGUGUAUGUUAAUUACUUGUAUCAAUGGUUUGAACUGACUGAAGGAGACGGAGUGGAUGCUGGAUUAUUCUUAAGUCGUGCUAUUAUAAAUUAUGGAUAUUUAAAGAAUUUAAAAUUUGUUAAAGAAUCCCGAGAUUUAUUCAUAAAUCAAUUAAUUAAAACUCAUACUGAUUAUGAAAUCAUUGAAGAAAAUGAUAAUAAAAUCUAUUAUUUUAAAUCUUAUCCAUUAUUAAAUUUCUUACAAUUAUUAAUCUUCACUAUUGAAAAGGAGAAUUCAUCUAAUAAAUUCUUGAAAUUAUAUGAUCAAUAUAAAUCAGUAUUAAAGACUUAUGAGAUUUUAACAUCAAUAGAAUAUUUCGGUAAGAUUUAUUUUAAUUUGAAAUUAGGAUCUACAAAUAAUCAAGGUAAUAUCUUAUCUAGCUUAAUGGGUGAUUUGUUUAAAUAAAAAGUAUAUAUAUAUAUAUGUAUAUUAUACUGGAAUAGUUUAGUCAUAAAAUAGUCAUAAUAAAAUAAUAAUGUGAUAAAA
This is a messenger RNA of Scheffersomyces coipomensis, 1173 nucleotides long. RefSeq lists its product as uncharacterized. Bases 88 to 1092 code for a protein of 334 amino acids. Lineage: Eukaryota; Fungi; Ascomycota; Pichiomycetes; Serinales; Debaryomycetaceae. The transcript has a single exon. Gene Ontology annotation, biological process: protein insertion into ER membrane. The record is from RefSeq and is a predicted model, not a curated record. Gene Ontology annotation, cellular component: TRC complex; cytosol. Gene Ontology annotation, molecular function: protein binding.